CUGUCGAGGCGUUUGGGGAGGAGGUGGGACCUCCCUCAGCAGGAGGUGCAGGUUCCUCCUCACCUGCAUGUGCUGUCUGGUCUGAGGAGUCACUCGAACUACAGUGUCAGGGUCUCCUGUGUGAACGAGGUGGGGGCGUCGCCCUUCAGCCCCUGGCUGCACUUCCUGACACCUGAGUCAGUGCCGGCGGCGGCCCCCAGGAACCUGACGUUUGAGCUGUCGGAGCAGCAGCUGGCUCUGAGCUGGGCGCCGCUGCAGGAGGAGGAGCUUCAGGGGAAGCUGUUGGCCUACAGGGUGCAGUGGACUCUGGGAGGAGAACCACAGGAGCCGCUGCUGUUUAAGGAGAGCUGGGCUCAGCUGUCAGGAGGAGCUCGUUUCUUUAACGCCUCCUUCCAGGUGUCGGCGUGCACCUCGGUGGGCUGCGGCCCCUGGAGUCCCCCGGUGCUGGUGCUGCCGGCCUCAGUGCCCGUCCAGGUUCAGCGGAGCCACAUGUGGGUCGGCCUGCUGCUCGGCCUGCUGGUCGCCACCGUGGUCGGACUGCUGCUCACCAUCAUCGCUCACCGCCGCGGCAAAGAGACGCAGUUUGGUUCGGCGUUUAAGCCUCCGGGUCCGGAGAGCUCCGUCUCGUUCACGGCGGCUCGAUCCUUCAACAGGAACUGUGCCGAGCUGCAGGAGUCCACACUGGACAGUCUGGGUAUAAACGACGACCUGAAGAACAAACUGCAGGACGUCCUGAUCCCGGAGAGGCUGCUGACUCUGGGUCACAUGCUGGGGAAAGGUGAGUUUGGCUCGGUGCGUGAGGCGUUCCUAAAGACGGAGGACUCGUCUGUCCAGAAGGUGGCGGUCAAAGUGCUGAAAUCUGACAUCACCUCGUCAGGUGACAUCGAGCAGUGUUUGAAGGAGGCGGCCUACAUGAAGGACUUCCACCAUCCCAACGUCAUCCAGCUUAUUGGAGUGAGUCUCCACCGGCGUCCCGGGCAGCGCCUGCCGAUCCCGAUGGUGGUUCUGCCGUUCAUGAAGCACGGAGAUCUGCACACGUUCCUGCUGCUGUCGCGCCUCGGAGAACAUCCGUUUGAGCUGUCCCUGCAGACUCUGCUGCAGUUCAUGUUGGACAUCAGUCGGGGGAUGGAGUAUCUGAGCAGCAGGAGCAUCAUCCACAGAGACCUCGCCGCCCGAAACUGCAUGUGAGUCCCUCCGCCAAUCAGUUCACGCAAAUACCACAGAUGCCCCGCCCCCUCAGUACUGACAGCUCCAACUGAUCGAAACAUAUUUUGCUUCUUUUAAUCCUGAAUUUAACCCCUUACUGACCGCUGUAAUAUCUUACACACACACACACACACACACACACACACACUCAGACCGCUCUGUACACA
Plectropomus leopardus (leopard coralgrouper) is the source of this 1373-nucleotide messenger RNA. The record is from RefSeq and is a predicted model, not a curated record. Lineage: Eukaryota; Metazoa; Chordata; Actinopteri; Perciformes; Serranidae.